AUGUCCGCUGUUGAAACCUUGUUAACGGUUCUUCAGAAAACAGGCUCCAAUGUAAACAAUGAGUUGGUUGCUGCGCAGCAGUAUCUAGAAGAGGCAGCAAAGGUUGAUUUGCCGGGACUGUUAAAAAAUUUAAGCGACAUCCUUGCAAAUGUACAGUGUGAUCCGAUUUCUCGAAUGCAGGCUGGGUUGCAGCUGAAGAAUGCAAUUUACUCCAAGGACUUAACCGUCAGAAUGUCGUAUCAUGAUCGCUGGCUUCAGAUGCCUGCGGAUUACACAAACUAUAUUAAACAAAAGUGCCUUGAAGCUCUUGGUACCGAGACAACUGCUCAUAGCUCCGCUGCCCAGUGUGUGGCUCACAUAGCUUGCGCUGAGUUCCCGGCCAACAGGUGGCCGGAUUUAAUGUCGAAGCUAGUCAUGAAUGUGACAAGUCCUAGUAGCACUGAAAGCAUUAAGCAUGCAACUCUUGAGGCUAUCGGGUAUCUUUGUCAGGACAUUGAACCUGCUAUACUAUCCAAUCAGUCAAGUGAGAUAUUGACUGCUAUUAUUUUCGGGAUGAAAAAAGAAGAGCCAAGCGACAAAGUUAAACUGGCUGCAACAAAUGCACUUCUCAACUCUCUCGAGUUCACCAAGCGCCAUUUUGACGUCGAGCACGAGCGUAACUACAUAAUGCAGGUUGUUUGCGAAUCCACUCAGUCUUCCGAUCCAUUGAUUAGAGUGGCGGCCCUCCAGUGUCUUGUGAAAAUAAUGUCGCUUUAUUACAGCUACAUGGAAAUGUACAUGGGUCAGGCUCUGUUUGCGAUCACUUUGAAUGCUAUGAAAUCCGAAGUUCCUGAAGUAUCACUGCAGGGUAUCGAGUUUUGGUCAACUGUCAGUGAUGAAGAAUUGGAGUUGGCCAUUGAGGCAUGUGAAUGUGCUGAAAAAGGUCAACCCCCCUCUGUCUCGAGCAGGUAUUAUGCUAAGGGCGCUCUGCAUUAUAUUGUUCCUAUUCUGAUGGAGAUACUAGCCAAGCAAGAUGAGGGCGAUGACGACGAUGAAUGGAAUCCCAGUAAAGCCGCUGGCGUUUGCAUAAUGCUGCUUGCUCAGGCUUGCGAGGAUGCCAUAGUAGAAAUAGUGAUACCUUUCGUCGAGCAACAUAUACAGGAUGCCAACUGGAGGUUCCGAGAUGCCGCGGUUAUGAGCUUUGGGAGUAUUUUGGAGGGUCCUAAUCCAGAGGCACUUAAGCCACUUGUUGUGUCAGCGAUGCCAGUCAUUAUAGAUAUGCUCGGGGAUCAGUCCUCAGCUGUGCGAGACACUGCCGCUUGGACACUUGGUCGCGUGUGCGAAAUUCUUCCAGAGGUCGCUCUCGCUGCGGAAUACCUCAGCUCAUUGAUCAAUGGGUUUCUUAAUGGCCUGCGCUCAGAGCCCCGUGUCGCUGCCAACGUUUGUUGGGCAUUUUCGAACCUUGCUGAUAGCGCUUUUGAUGCGGUAUCUGCGGGCGAACAGGGAGCAUUAGAACCACCUACUUAUGCUCUAUCGCCUUACUUCAAGGUGAUUAUUGAAGGACUUCUGGCGGUCGCAGAUCGUCCAGAUGGAGCGCAGCACAAUCUGAGGAAUGCUGCUUAUUCGGCUCUGAUGUCGUUGAUGAAAUCAGCAGCGAAAGAUUGCUAUGAGGAAGUUAAGCGUGUUACAACUAUUAUUCUGGAACGGCUUAAUUAUGUGAUGAGUCUGGAGAGUCAAGUGGUUUCGUCGCAAGACCGUGCACAAUUCAAUGAUCUCCAAUCCCUCUUAUGCGCUACCCUACAGUCAGUUUUGGGAAAAAUAAGUAAAGAAGAUGCUCCUGCCUUAGCGCAACCAAUCAUGUCGGCCCUCAUGGCGAUGUUGGCGUCGACAACUAAUGCCAAAGCUUCAGAGGGGGCUGGUGACCAGGCUAGUGAAUUGAAAGUUGCCGUGGCGUCGACCUCUACCGGUGUUCAGGAAGACGCUCUACUCGCGCUGUCCGCACUUCUUGAUGUUCUAGGAGAAGCCUUUCUUCCUUACUUGGAGUCAGUCAUGCCCAUUCUUCAUCGCUGCCUCUACCUUUGUGUCGAGACUCAAGUGUGUAUCAACGCGAUUGGCCUCCUCUCCGACCUCUGUCGUGUAUUGAACAAGCACAUUACACCAUACUGUGAUAUCAUUGUGCAGAUUCUUAUGGAAGUGCUCCAGAACACUGAGGCGGAUAAAUCUAUUCGACCUGCAAUUCUUUCGGCCUUCGGCGACAUCUCAUUAGCACUUGGACCCGGUUUCGCAAAAUAUCUUCCAGUUGUAAUGGAGACUCUGGAGCAGGCGACACGAGCAGAGGUCGAUUUGACCGACCCAGAUAUGGUGGAUUAUCUGAAUUCUUUAUGGAGCAGUUGCCUCGAGGCCUACACAGGUAUAAUUCAAGGCAUGAAGGAAAAUGAGAACGGACAGCAAAGUCCUCAACUACAGUUUAUUGCUGGUCACAUCAACUUCAUCAUAACCUUCAUUCAACAUGUCGGGAAUGAAACUGUCGCUACGGAUGAUAUCAUCUCUUCAUCCUGUGGCCUUAUUGGUGAUAUCGUGUCAUCGUUCGGGGCGCAAAUUUUGCCAUUCAUAGACGUCACACCUCUACAGAAUGUACUGCAACAGGGACGUCGGUCGAAGAACAGCCAUACGCGGACUAUGGCCCACUGGGCAAUCAAGGAGAUCAAAAAGUCGCAAAGUGCUGCCAAGGCCGCCGGUAUGGAGGCACAGCAAUACUCCGAUGCCGCUUCGGGCGCCUCAAUGCUCACCACUGCUGGGGAUUCCGUUGGUUCUAUGAAGACUUAA
Messenger RNA from Echinococcus granulosus, 2805 nucleotides. RefSeq names its product Importin subunit beta-1. The coding region runs from base 1 to 2805 and encodes 934 amino acids. Lineage: Eukaryota; Metazoa; Platyhelminthes; Cestoda; Cyclophyllidea; Taeniidae. Gene Ontology annotation, biological process: protein import into nucleus. The record is from RefSeq and is a predicted model, not a curated record. The transcript is spliced from 9 exons. Gene Ontology annotation, cellular component: nucleus; cytoplasm. Gene Ontology annotation, molecular function: small GTPase binding; nuclear import signal receptor activity.